GAUUCAUUAGUACAAUUUCAAGCAUCGAGCAUCGAACGUUUUCCGCACCAAAAUUACAUUUCCCUCAACAUGAACAAGCUGCUUAUAUUGGCGCUGUGCCUGGGCGUGGCUACUGCAGAUUUCCAGGGCAGACUCAAGCGGGAUGACUUUCACAGUCGCCACUACACUGCCCACCAGCAAGCCAUCGAGACAGCACGCAAGAAUGCGGGCUAUGGCUCCAGUGGAUCGGCCAGUUUUGGAGCCGGCGUUGGUGGCGAUGCCAGCAGUCUGGGCAACCUGGAAAGCUCCUACGAUUCCGUUGGUGCCGUAGAUGCCGCCGGCCAGGGCAGUGCCAGUGAGUCUUUUGGAGCUGGCUCAAACUUUGGCCUCGAAUCUGGCUUUGGCUCCCAGAAUGCCGCUUCCUUUGGCUCCCAGAAUGCUGCUUCGUACGGUGCCCAGAAUGCUGCCCAGUUCGGUGCCCAGAAUGCCGCUUCCUUUGCCGCCCAGAACGCUGCCCAGUUUGGCUCUUCGUUUGCCAGCAAUGCCGCCUUCAAGACCAGCCACUCGUCCAACUUUGGAGCCGCUGCCGCCCACAAUGUGGGCAGCAAUGUGGAGUUCGCCGACAACUCGAAUGCCGGCGCUGAGGUCAACUUUGGCGCUGCCAACACCUUGAACUCGGAGUCGCAGCUCGUGAAUGGAGUUCAUCAACAGACGGUCCAGACGGCGCCCGUGAGGAGCGGCGCUAAUGUCGAGUACGUUCGCCAUGAGCAGAUUGUGUCCCAGGCACCCAGGCAGAUUGUCUACUCCGCUCCCUCCGGCGGCAGCGAGAAGUACGUGCACCUGGUGGAGCGCGUUGUCGAGCAGCCGGCACCAGUGCAGAUCGUCGCGGCGCCAACCAGCACUCAGCACUUCUACCAGCGCAAGGUCACCACCACGGCAUCGGCUCCCCAGAUUCAGGUGCAGCAGCCAUCCAGCCGUUUGAGCUAUGGCUCCAACUUUGGCUCCAACACAGCCUUCAACACAAACUUUGGCAGCUCCUUCGGCCACUCGGCAGGCCUCAAUGUCCAGCAAGCGGGCAGCUCGCAGCUGCAUCAGCUGAUUAACCAGGCCCAUCAGACAGCCAGACAGCAGGCAGCAUCCGGCACGGUGAGCAGUGGCUCCGGACUGUCCACGGCCGGCGGCUACAACAGUGGCCUGAGUGCCAACCAAGUUGCGGCGACGCAGACGGGCAGUGGCUAUGGAGCCAACGCAGGUUUCGGCUCCAACUCCGCAUUCAACUCGAAUUCCGGCUUUGGCUUCAACUCUGCCAGCUCCUUGAACUCCGCCAGCUCCCUGAACUCUGCCAGCUCCUUGAACUCUGCCAGCGCCUUGAAUGCGGGCAGCAGCGGAUCUCUGCUGAGCGGCUCUCUUCUGAGCGGCUCUCUGCUGGGCGGCACGCAGGGCUCUCUCCUGGGUGGUCAGAGCAACUUUGGUGUCUCCGGUGGUCUUGCCAGCGGACAGCAGCAGCAGCAGCAGCAGGCAUCUGGCGCAGGUAACUUUGGAGCCAGCGGUGCCGGUGCCGGUGCCGGCGGCUACCAGACCAAGCAAUGGGAGAAGCAGUCCAAGUGGUCCUCCCAAUCUGAGUUCGACUCGGAUGGUCAUGUGAAGAACUACAAGGAUCUGGCCACUGGCGAGAGCGAGAACUAUAACGUUAAUGGAAAGCAAUUUGGCUACAACGCGGCCACCGCCUCCGUCGAUGACAACGGCAAGGUCAGCACCUACAGUGUCCACUCCUAAGCAGCAAAUGAGCUUUCGAGCUCUGCAACAGAGCUCUGAGAUUUUGCGAAUGUGUGAAUCUAUGAAGAAAUGAUUAAAUAUUUAAACAUUU
Messenger RNA from Drosophila subobscura, 1846 nucleotides. RefSeq names its product fibroin heavy chain. Bases 70 to 1755 code for a protein of 561 amino acids. The record is from RefSeq and is a predicted model, not a curated record. Lineage: Eukaryota; Metazoa; Arthropoda; Insecta; Diptera; Drosophilidae. The transcript is spliced from 5 exons.